Messenger RNA from Oryza sativa Japonica Group (Japanese rice), 2044 nucleotides. RefSeq lists its product as uncharacterized. The record is from RefSeq and is a predicted model, not a curated record. NCBI's taxonomy places the organism in Eukaryota, Viridiplantae, Streptophyta, Magnoliopsida, Poales, Poaceae.
ACAGGCAAAAUAUGCGCUACCCCCACAAUCCACAUCGCGUUCUUGAUUUUUUUUCCCCCAAUUCCCUUGCGUACACGCCCAAACAAGUCAGGAAUAGUAAAGCCGGAGCAGAAAACGCGGGCAGGAAAAGGAGCUAGUAUGUGAUGACGAGUUCGUCUUCAUCGCUUCCGGUGUCGGCUCAUCCGUCCGAGGAUGGAACAAGGCGUGCCGUCUGAUUUGUGAUUGAGGGGUGUUUACAUGGAGGCAGCGGCGAAGGUUGGUCGGCUCACACGGAGCAGCCUGCAGGCGGCUUCCUGCCCGGCUGUGAACGGCGGCGUGGUCGUCUUCUUCGCCGCGGUUGUCGCCGGAGCUCUCGUCUCCGCUUCCUGGAUGUCUACGGGCGCCAGGUUUCAGGUCACUUCGAUCCCUAUGAUCGCCACCCGGAACAUGGCACAGCAUGCGGCAGCGAGUCCGGAACCAGAGCCGACUCUGCCACGCCUCGGCAAUCUCGCGCCCCCACCACGGCAACCGCCACCGCCAGCACCUGCCCCGGCGCCGGACGCCGCCGCGGCAGCGUCGCCGUCGUCCUCCUGCCCGGCAUACUUCCGGUGGAUCCACGAGGACCUGAGGCCGUGGCGGGACGCGGGGAUCACGCGCGAGGCGGUGGACGGCGCCGCCCGCCGGUACGGCGCCAAGUUCCGCGUCACCGUGGUCGCGGGGCGCCUCCACGUCGCGCGCUACGGGCGGUGCUUCCAGACGCGGGACAUGUUCACGCAGUGGGGCGUCCUGCAGCUGCUCCGCCGCUACCAGGGCCGCGUCCCCGACCUCGACCUCAUGUUCGACUGCCAGGACCUGCCGGUCGUCAACGCCGGCGACCGCCGCGGCCGGACAUCUUCUUCGCCGCCGCCGCUGUUCGGCUACUGCGGCAGCGAGCCCACGCUGGACAUCGCCUUCCCUGACUGGUCGUUCUGGGGUUGGCCGGAGCUUAACAUAAAGCCAUGGGAGACGCUGCGAGGCGAGAUAGCCGACGGGAACGCCGCGGUGAACUGGACGGGCAGGGCGCCGUACGCGUACUGGAAAGGGAACCCGACGGUGGGAGCCGAUCGCCGGAAUCUCCUCAGGUGCAACGCGUCCGGGAAACGUGACUGGAACGCGAGGAUAUACGAGCAGGAUUGGAGGAAGGAGGUGCGAGACGGGUUCAGGGAAUCAGACCUGGCAAAACAGUGCACUCACAGGUACAAGAUUUAUAUCGAAGGAAGGGGCUGGUCAGUGAGCGAGAAGUACAUCCUGGCCUGCGACGCGGUGGCGCUGAUCGUGCGGCCGAGGUACCACGACUUCUUCUCGAGGGGGCUGAUGCCGUUGCAGCACUACUGGCCCAUCCCCGGCGGCGGCCGCGGCAUGUGCCGGUCGAUCAAGUUCGCCGUCGACUGGGGCAACGCUCACGCCGACAAGGCACAGGAAAUAGCCGGGAACGCGACCAGGUUCAUCCAAGAGGAUCUAACGAUGGACCGUGUCUACGACUACAUGUUUCACCUUCUGACAGAGUACGCUAAGCUGCUCAAGUACAAGCCCACGGUGCCUGACAGAGCCGUCGAGGUCACCGUGGAGUCCAUGACGCGCGGCCGGCGGGGACUGGAGAGGCAGUUCAUGGUGGACACCAUGGUGGAAGCUGGUUCGGGCACCGGAGAGCCCUGCGAGCUGCCGCCGCCUUUCAGCUCUGAAGAACUGGAGACGCUGAGGAGAAGACAGGCGGAUGCGGUGAGACAGGUCGAGACGUGGGAGAAGCGAUGACAGGUUCACGUGACCAGUGACGAAAUGUAAUAAGGAUGGCAAACCUCUCUGGUGACAUCAAUACAUCACAGAUUAAUAGCCUCAUAGGUUGGGUUUUGUUCGAAUAGCAAAAUACAGAAUUUUGAAAGUAAAUACUAAAAUUCGUCAUUCAUAGUCAAAAGGGAGGAAUUUUAAUUUUUUUUAGCACAUGUAGCUUGAAAUGAAAAUCCGUUAGUGAAAUUACUUGGAACACACAAAAUCAUCAUCGUUUAUACUUUUCAUGUUCAUUAAUUUA